GGGUUCUGGAUACUUGUGAAUUUUAAUGAUAUGUAUAUAGUUGUGGAAUUUACUGAAACAAAAACAGUAAACAUUAUAUCAGACUCGUGGUUUGAAGAUGGUGUGACUUGGUGGCCAAACUACAAAAGUGAUGAACGCAUUAAUAGAGCUGUCCAAAAACGGGAAGAUCCAGGACCAGACUGGAAACAGUAUGAUGUUCGAGUCCUCUUAAGAGCAGGUGACUACAUGAAGGCAAAAGAAAAGCUGAGGGUUUCACUGAUCUGUAACACGUCAGAGUUACAAACUGAUGACGAGGAAAAAGUAAUUAUGAGGAAAAGAAAAAGUAAGCCAAGGAUCAUUUUUGGUGUUACAGACUCUGACAGUGAGGCAGAUGAGGGGAACAAGAGAAGACGCACCUCCACUCCAUUGCCUCCUAUUCCUCCACCCACUCUCAAUGUAGUUUGCCAGACCACUACUAGACCUCUGCCAGGCCAGAGGCAUACUACAGCUCCUGCACCACUUGUCCCUAGCCCUCCACCUUACAUGCUUCCAAGUCCUCCACACCACUUCUCUGCUGGACAUCGUCCAGAUUUGAGGAAGCAAUCUGACCGUGGUUGUGACACAGCUCCAAUGUCACUGGUUGACACCCUUACGCGUCUACCCUCAAGUCCUGUGUGCCGGAUCUCUGCCACCCCUCUGUCAGAAAAUGGCCAAGACCACCUUUUCGUCCCUAGCUUUAGACUGGGGAAGACCGGCACUGGACCUGUUCCUUGCUCUGGUAAAAUCCAAUGCGUGAAAGACGGUGGGGCCCCCUGCAAACUCUGUUUAGAAACAUGCGUUGAAAUGGGCAUGCCAGGCCCGUAA
This is a messenger RNA of Hypomesus transpacificus, 843 nucleotides long. RefSeq lists its product as uncharacterized. The coding region runs from base 31 to 843 and encodes 270 amino acids. The record is from RefSeq and is a predicted model, not a curated record. NCBI's taxonomy places the organism in Eukaryota, Metazoa, Chordata, Actinopteri, Osmeriformes, Osmeridae. The transcript is spliced from 6 exons.